AUGUACCUCAGAGCCAUCGUGCCGAGCGUCUCACGCUACUGUCUUUAUCUCAAGAACUUCAGACAUCAUCCUCCACUACGCCUACCCAGUAACUACGGAGCAGGCAAAUGUACCAACGCCAGACCUCUUCCACCGCUCGUGACCAUUUUCAUGGUCUCCAAGGCUUUCUUCGACGUCGCAGCAAAGGCCUUCGUAACGAACCACGAUAGUCAGGUUUUGAUCGGAUUAUGCUUGGUCUCGUCCCCAGACAGCAUCGUGUCUAGGUACACCAAAAGCCUGAGAUGUCGUUGGGACCUAUACACGAUCAUGGGUAGCCUUCGCAAUCUUGAGGUCCUGGCCAUCGAGGCCGAGGUACAGCUCUUUGACGACGAAUCACCGAAGGAUGUGUUACACGAGGAGACCAGCAAGCCGGAUCUCCAGUCAAUGCUAAUCUUCAGGGUAUUGAGCGGUCAUCCUAAGCUGCAAAAUCUUGUACUCAAGCCGGCAGCUCCCGACAGAAAUUAUCCGACAAGCUUCUUCUGGCUGAGAAAUGUGAAAGCCCUGGAGAGCGUGAUCAAUAUGGCGCUGCUCAAGAAUAAAAAUCCUGGAGACUACGUCAACCAGGACGUCGGGAAAGCACAUCCUCAAAUCGAGCUCGAAAGCAUAGCGAGUGAUGCCGAUGAAGGAGACAUGGACGGACACUCGCCUACAGGGUCGCCUGGGCCAAGCAGCAAUGUCGAGAGUAUCGAGAAUGGUCGCUAUGACCCACCAGAGCUUAAUAAGAGGGCUCCAGGUUACCACAAGGACUCCAAGGUCGAUGCUUCCGUCCAGUCCGCGGAGGAAGAGACUGGUGACAGGGCCGGUGUUCCCACCCGCGAUUCUAGCCAGACAGUGGCCGAUAGCAAGACGCGUAGAGAAGCUGUGCCUGGAGUAGCACACCUCCCCGUACUUUAUGUGGAUCCUGAAACGCAGACAUGCUCUGACGAUGCAGACCAGUCGCAUAUGCGCAGUGCGACAGAUGACGGUGUACUCGCCGAACAGCAGUCUUUCAUCGGACCCAAAUUGCUGCUCGGCAUAGUGAUGGGGGAAGCGAUCGAGGCCGUAAUUGCUGUUGCUGUAUUACUUGCGGUGUGGCUGGUGGUCAGCAAGGAGGUAUAG
Messenger RNA from Recurvomyces mirabilis, 1137 nucleotides. RefSeq lists its product as uncharacterized. The record is from RefSeq and is a predicted model, not a curated record. NCBI's taxonomy places the organism in Eukaryota, Fungi, Ascomycota, Dothideomycetes, Mycosphaerellales, Teratosphaeriaceae. Bases 1 to 1137 code for a protein of 378 amino acids. The transcript is spliced from 2 exons.